CAAACCACCAAUAUCAGUCGCGGGAAAAUACCAUUUACCUCCAUCUGCCCUUCUCCACACACUUCACUACCGCCCUGAACGCACUGUCCUGCAGACGAUUUGUCCGCGAUAAGAGGAGGCCUUAGCUUCGACCUGAGUUCUCCACCUACGUUGCCUCCCUCCAUUGAGUUUCGGUAAAUAUGUGAGAAGGGCUGCUAGUUUUCAGCCUCCUCCACGCCACUUACAACACUCGAUUUCGUUUGUGGACCACAUCUCACGUCGAUGAGCCAUGUCGGCGUUCACGCCAGAACAACUGGCGUACCUAGAAGCGCACAAAGACGACUCUAGAGUGCAUGAGAUAUACUGGGUAUACUCCAUUCCUAUCGCUGCAAGUAUCAUUAGCACGUCUUUGCGACUGUGGGCAAAACGAGCGGGAAGAAACGGAAUCACACUUGACGACUACCUCAUCGUUUUCGCGACCAUAUGCCUGAUCGGCCAGUGCGCAAGUGGACUUGGAUAUGGCCCGCCCCAUGGAAUGGGCAGACAUGUUAUUGCUGUCGCUCCCUACGAUUUGACUCAGGUUCGAAAGGGUGACUACGUCUUCAGUCAUUUCUACGACAUCGCGCUUGUCACGGUCAAACUCGGUAUUCUUGCUCUUUACCACCGUGUCUUUGUCGUUCCUCUAUUUCGAAGGGUUGUUCUUGCGACUGCAGCAUUCGUACUGGCGUGGGGGGUCGGCAUUACCGUAACCCUUGCUCUCCUCUGCCGGCCCAUAGAGGCAUACUGGGACCCCAAAGUUACGGGAAAAUGCCUCGACCUCACAAAAUUCACCUACUUCACCAACAUCUCGAAUCUCAUUACGGAUAUUUGGAUCUUCCUCAUUCCAGUCCCAGUCAUUUGGCAUUUGCAGCUCCAGACGAAGAAGAAACUACUUCUUUGCUUCAUCUUCUCUAUUGGCUUAGCAACAUGCAUCGUCUCCUCUAUCCGUCUGACGGUUGUGCUCGGGCACACCAACCCCGACUUUACUUGGUAUUACGUUCCACUCGGAGCUUACUCCGCCUUCGAACCUCUUGGAGGCAUUCUCUGCACAAACCUCCCGAUCAUUUGGCAUAUGUGGCGCAAGAGGCGACCGCUACUUCCCGGCUCCUCGGCAUUUAAGUCACACCCUUCGACGACUGCGACCCCUGGAUCUAGCGGCUCUCGACGAAGCCGCUUUGCCCGCGGUUUACAAUCGCUCGGCCUGAGCACCGUCAGCGAGGCUGGUACGGAUAGUCAAUCACGAACGAUACUUGGUACGGAAGAGGAUGGGGAGAAUAGGUGGAUGGCAGUAGCCAAUCCGCAGUCCUCGGAAGCUGAUUUAAACAAGGAAGGAACCAAUGUGACAGUCACGCAGCCACGGCCUGCGCAGUUCUGGAAUAAAGUUGAAAGAGGUCGUGCCCCUCAGCCUGAAAUGGAAGUGGCAGGUAGUGCAAGUGGCGGAAUAAAAGCUGAAAGGGAAGUUUUGCAAGACUCAAAGAGGCAGAGUUGGCGCGGACCAAAGAGCCCGCAAGGGUUGAAGAAGAAUGUGUGGGAGGUGCGCAAGAAGUGACGAAUCCAUUAUCAAGCGAAACCACACGCAGUCUCGCAUCACAUAUUUUAGCCUUCGGGCCGCUUGAGCAGGUUUGCAUUCACAUUCACACCACCGUCGAAAUACCCGGCCGCGAUGGCGCACAGAAGUUCCUAGUUCCCUUCUCUUUUUGCUUGGAUUUUGGUUCUCGGUUCGGACACGACACGGCUAUUUGCGUAUACCUAUAAUGGGCAUAAAUAUGGUUAUUUGGGAUGGGACAUCACGACCACGGACGCAUUCGGUUUUGAACUGAAUUAGUGAUGGAAAUACGGCUAGUGCCUCUAUAUAGGUUCUUGGGUCUUUGCAUUUAUAGCGACGGUGUCUAUGGGUUUGUUCGGAUUUCAUUAUUGGAUUUGAGUGUCCGCGGGAGGGCUUAAACUCGACUUUGGCGUCCAUUUCAGAACGGACUGAGAUCAUUUGUGUACGAUGUGGACUGUGGAGCAUAAAUACAGCCUUCAACUGUCUACCAAAC
Messenger RNA from Lindgomyces ingoldianus, 2057 nucleotides. RefSeq lists its product as uncharacterized. Bases 269 to 1567 code for a protein of 432 amino acids. The record is from RefSeq and is a predicted model, not a curated record. The transcript is spliced from 5 exons. Lineage: Eukaryota; Fungi; Ascomycota; Dothideomycetes; Pleosporales; Lindgomycetaceae.